This is a messenger RNA of Zerene cesonia (dogface butterfly), 3150 nucleotides long. RefSeq lists its product as uncharacterized. Gene Ontology annotation, biological process: monoatomic anion transport; transmembrane transport. The transcript has 20 exons. Gene Ontology annotation, molecular function: transmembrane transporter activity. The record is from RefSeq and is a predicted model, not a curated record. Lineage: Eukaryota; Metazoa; Arthropoda; Insecta; Lepidoptera; Pieridae. Gene Ontology annotation, cellular component: plasma membrane.
AUGGUUGAAAAAGAAUAUACAAAAAUUCCUACUAAGGAAAUCGAAAGUGGUUUCGAAAAGAAACCAGAUCCGCCCAAAUAUGGAUUCGGAGUGAGGCACGUGCAAGCUCUGAUUAUUUUCACAGUAUAUUCAAUCGGUUACAUUGCCAGAAGCCAUCUUGGGGUCACUAUUGUAGCCAUGACGAACGAUGCCGAUGUCCCUAAAGAGUUAGCAUUAAAUUCUACACUAAAUAACACUGAUAUGACCGAAUUGGCUAAUGGAAUAAUAAAUAAUGAAGUAUAUGCAGCUAACGAUAGCAUCUCUAAUGCUUCCGUAAGCGAUGACAGCAUUUGGAAUAUUUAUAAGACAUACCACUGGUCGAAACCAACUCAAGAAAUGGUACUCAGCUCCUUUUUUGUUGGUUACUGCAUAAUGACAUUUCUCAGUGGCCCAAUCUGCCAGCGGUGGGGGGGAAAGAUCCCACUACAAAUGGCCAUGCUUGUCAAUGGGGUAGUGUCUAUUUUAUCACCGUGGGUCGUGGCGUGGGGAGGUUGGAAAGCUCUCUGCUUUUGUCGUAUAUUGCAAGGAUUAUCUCAAGGGGGAUUGCUACCAAGCUUACACACAAUAUUGGCAAAUUGGGUACCUCUGAGUGAACGAGGAACUCUCAGUAGUUACGUAUAUACAGGUUCAGGCUUCGGUACAGUGGUAGGUUUCCAAUUCAGUGGCGUUCUUGCUACCAGCAGUUUUGGAUGGCCAUCACCGUUCUGGGUGAUUGGUAUCUUCUGCCUGAUUGGGUUCGUUCUCGUCACGGUAUUUGGUGCUGCAACACCAAACGAUCAUAGAACGAUAUCACAAGCUGAGAAGAAUUAUAUUAUAGGAUCAUCUGGGGAUCAUCUAUUUUAACAGCAACCAAAAGUGCCAUGGAAAGCGAUCAUGACAUCAAAACACACAUGGGCAACCUUUAUCACGCACAUUGGUAGCGCUACUACAUACGUGUUCUUCUUCAUUCAAGUACCCACAUACUUGUAUGCGAUAUUGAAAGUGAAUAUAAAAAAUAGUGGUUUAUUCUCAUCUCUCCCAUACGUGUUCGCAUUUUUCGCUUGUAUCUUCUUUGGAUAUUUAUCAGACGUGUUAAUAAACAGAAAAUUAAUAAGUAUGAGGAAUGCGAGGCGCAUGUCAAAUAGUAUCGGUUCAAUUGUCCCAGCGAUAUGCCUAGGUUUAGUAUCUUAUACGAGUAGCGUGACGGUCGCCGUCAUAUGCUUUGUCACAGCUGUGGGAAGCCAUGCUGCGGUUCAUAGCGGUUGGGUGAUAAAUUACAUAGACCUGUCACCAAACUAUAGUGGUCUUCUGAUGGCCAUCGGUAAUGGAUUGGGCAACGCGUUCGUGCUGGUUUUAUCUGCGUUUAUCUCCUUUAUUGUAAGAGAUGUGACAGACGUGGUUCAAUGGAGGAUAAUGAUGUUUAUAAUGGCUGGCUUCAACGUAUUGGGUAAUACGAUAUUCUGUUUGUUUGCCUCAGCUGAUGUGCAACCCUGGAACGAUGACAAUCAUAAAGUUUCAAAUUAUACUAAAAUGCAAAAUGCAAAGGAGAAAAAUGCGCAAUCAGUGCAAGAUAAAAGUGCAUUUGUGAUUGAAGACACUAAAUUUAAAGUUUCAGAUUGGGGUUAUAGACAUAAGCAAUGCAUUUUGCUGUUCUUGUCGCUAACAACCGCUUACAGCAUGAGGGCAUGCAUGGGAAUGGCUCUAGUGGUCAUGACAGACAUAGCAUCUUAUAGCACAUCCAAUUGUUCCGCUUCAAAACAAAUUAUUAAUGACAGUGUUAGUACAAUACCUAAUUGUGUAGAUUCACCAGUUAAUGACACGACGGGAAAUGCAAACGGAACCGGCUUUCUACAUAGUCUCCUAUUGAUACCACCAUACCCAACCUUCAAAUGGAACAAAAAGAUCCAAGACACCGUGCAGUCCACUUUCUUCUGGGGAUACAUGCUCACUCAGAUACCCGCUGGCACCAUUGCUCAUCAUUUCGGUGCCAAAUACUUGUUGACUGGAGCCUUGCUGAUCAACGCAGUCAUGUCAUUUUGUUUGCCGUGGGCAGCGCUUUAUGGAGGAUGGGUGUUAACUGGAAUAUUUCGCUUCGUGCAAGGGCUGAGCCAAGCUUGCAUAAUUCCAGGAAUGCAUACGAUGUUUGGUAAAUGGGCGCCUCUAGAAGAGAGAGGAAGAAUGACUGCUUUUGCAUAUGGUGGACAAGCUCUGGGAGCAGUAUUGGGAUUUCCUGUUACCAGUUUUAUUUCAUCAACUUUCCUCGGUUGGCCGGGUAUAUUCCGUUUUUAUGGAAUCCUCGUGGGUUUGGUUGGAUGUUUGCUCUGGUGGCUCGGUGCAGAAUCUCCAGCACAGCAUAAAUACAUAUCAGUUGCAGAGAGACAUUACAUUGAAACCUCUUUGGGUCAAGUUGGUGAUGCGGGAAAGAAAAAGCACGCAGUUCCAUGGUCAAAGAUUUUACGCUGCCGUGGUCUUUAUGCUAUUAUGCUGGCCCACAUUGGUCAGACUUGGUGCCAAUUAACCCUGUUCACAGAAGUCCCAGCCUACAUGGACAAAGUUAUGGGGGUCAAUAUAAAAGCGAAUGGCUUACUGUCCGCGCUUCCAUUCCUGCUUAUGUGGUUCACCAACUUCUUCUUCAGCUGGCUGUCAGACAUGCUUAUUGUCAAAAAAGUUUUUAGCGUUACUGUUGCCAGGAAAGUCGCUAAUUGUACGGGAGCAAUACCAGCAUCAAUAUGUUUCGUAAUACUAGCGCAUUCUUCUAAGGACAUUUAUGCUGUAGAGGCUUUGCUGUGUAUUAUUUGCGCUUUCAAAAUUGCUUGCACAGUUGGUUUUCAGGUGAAUCAUAUUGACAUAUCUCCCAACUUUUCUGGCACUAUGAUGGGUAUGACAAAUUUUGUGGCCAAUUGUUUUGGUUCAGUUGCACCGUUGGUUGCUGGCUUCAUCUUGACAGAUGUGACCGAUGAAUAUCUAUGGCGAAAAGUAUUCUACCUAGCAGCGACCAUUUACUUUUUAACAAAUGCUGCUUACGUCAUCAUGGGUACCGGAGAACUCGCUGACUGGAAUGAACCAGAUAAAGAAAAAGAUAUACCAGAAACGGAAAAAAUGAUUAAUGAAAAGGAAUUAGAAAAUAAAUAG